Drosophila suzukii is the source of this 579-nucleotide messenger RNA. It is a transcript of the gene HP1e, whose product is annotated as Heterochromatin Protein 1e. NCBI's taxonomy places the organism in Eukaryota, Metazoa, Arthropoda, Insecta, Diptera, Drosophilidae. Gene Ontology annotation, cellular component: pericentric heterochromatin; nucleus. Gene Ontology annotation, biological process: chromatin organization; negative regulation of transcription by RNA polymerase II. Gene Ontology annotation, molecular function: chromatin binding. The record is from RefSeq and is a predicted model, not a curated record.
AUGACUUUGAUUGUUACCUGCAAGUAUAAAAAAAAAACUUUAAAAAAAUUUCAUGGGAAAGAAAAAAAUACUAAUGAAUUCAAAUAUCGUAGUGAUGAAGACUUUUCGGAUUCCGAAGAAUAUAUUGUGGAAAAGAUAUUGGAUCGAAGGAGUUACAAGGGUCAAGUUCAAUACUUGGUGAAGUGGUUGCACUAUUCCGAUGAAGAUAAUACCUGGGAAAUGGUAACAGAUCUUAACUGCCUUAAUUUAAUAAAAUCCUUUGAAUCGAAAUGCAGUCUAAAAAGAGGUCAAGAUCUAAAUACUCUAUACGAAAAAAAGGCGAAGCGACUGAAAAUUGAUCCAUGCUUAGUUUUGGAUAAUCCUUUCAAUCAUGGAUUUACACCCGAAGAAAUUAUCAAGGCCUUUAAAAACAAUGGUAACAUGAUUAUGAUUAAGUUUACGGAUUUGGAUCAACCUCAAGUUGUACCAAGUGGAGUUGCAUAUCAGGAAAUACCACAGAUGGUCCUCAAAUUUUAUGAAAAGCUAUGCAACUUUGAAGAUUAUUUAAAUAAUAUAUUUCAUGAUUUUCUGUAUAUAUAA